Molecule: messenger RNA, 567 nt
Organism: Beauveria bassiana ARSEF 2860
Lineage: Eukaryota; Fungi; Ascomycota; Sordariomycetes; Hypocreales; Cordycipitaceae
Product: DNL zinc finger protein
Exons: 1
Coding region: 1-567 (188 amino acids)
Biological process (GO): protein folding; protein stabilization; protein import into mitochondrial matrix
Cellular component (GO): mitochondrion
Molecular function (GO): protein-folding chaperone binding; zinc ion binding
Source: RefSeq, a predicted model, not a curated record
AUGGCCUCCCGCACCGCAUCCUCUCUCCUGCGGCAUCUGCGCCCCAGCGCCCUCCGCCAGACCACCGCCAGCCAUCUCCUGCGAUCAUCUCCUUCCGCCGUCGCCAGCCGACACCCCACGCUGCUGCUCCUCCGCGCUGCGCACACCAUUCCCCGACCUCCGCGCCCCUCCGAACGAGUAAAAGCAGAGCCAUCUGCCGCCGCAGCCGAAUCGCCCGCGUGGCAGCCCGAGGAGGCGCCCGCCAGCGAAGGCGAGCGCCCCGAGCCCAAGAACCCGGCCUACUACCAGCUCUCGUUUACCUGCGUGCCGUGCGGCCACCGCUCGCACCACAACGUAUCCAAGCAGGGCUACCACACGGGCUCAACCCUCAUCACCUGUCCGGGCUGCCGCAACCGCCACGUCAUCAGCGACCACCUCAACAUCUUUGGCGACCGUAAGGUGACGGUCGAGGACCUGAUGCGCGAAAAGGGCCGCCUGGUUAAGCGUGGCAGCCUCGGCGAGGAUGGAGACAUUGAGUUUUGGCCGGACGAAGAGCAAGAGGCUGAUACGAAAGCGGGCAGCUCAUGA